Molecule: messenger RNA, 1163 nt
Organism: Brassica rapa (field mustard)
Lineage: Eukaryota; Viridiplantae; Streptophyta; Magnoliopsida; Brassicales; Brassicaceae
Product: nudix hydrolase 17, mitochondrial
Cellular component (GO): cytoplasm; nucleus
Molecular function (GO): pyrophosphatase activity
Source: RefSeq, a predicted model, not a curated record
UUGUCUCAUAUCUUUCACCUUCCCCUCCUCUCUCUCUCAAAUCUUUUCAGGCACAACUAAAUCGAAUCAUAAACACUUAAAAGCAUAACUACUAAAACUUCCGAUCAGUAAACCGACCAUAGAUUCUUGGGCUCUUCUCUCUUACAGAUUCUGAUCCGUUAUAGUUGUUUCAAAUCUUUUCUUUUAUAUAAUAUCAGACUCCUUUUUCCUCUCUUCCUCUAUCUCGGAAAUUAGGGUUCUUCUGUGAAAAUACUUAGCGAAAAAAUGGGAGUUGAAAAAAUGGUGUGUUUGGUUUCUCGCACUGGUCGUCAGUUUCAGAGAUACAACAAAGGUCGUCGUCAAGUCGUCGGAUGUAUUCCGUACAGAUUCAAGUUAUCAAGCGAUGGAAAAAUUAGUGACGAGGUAGAAGUUCUUGUUAUCUCUUCUCAAAAAGGUCACGCCAUGAUGUUCCCUAAGGGUGGUUGGGAGCUUGAUGAAUCUGUAGAAGAAGCUGCAUCAAGAGAGUCUCUUGAAGAAGCUGGAGUUCUUGGCAACGUUGAGCAUCAAUUAGGAAAAUGGGACUUUUUGAGCAAAAGCAGAGGAACAUACUAUGAAGGACUAAUGUUCCCUAUGCUUGUUACAGAACAACUUGAGCUGUGGCCUGAACAACAUGCUAGGCAAAGAAUCUGGAUGAACGUAGUAGAAGCCAGAGAAGCCUGUAGAGAUUGGUGGAUGAAAGAAGCUUUAGAUGUUUUGGUUGCGAGACUCUCAUCACCAAUGAUUCAACCAAAGGAAGAGAAGACUCUUUCCAUCUCUAUUGAAACAAUGUGCUGAUGACUGCUGACUGUGAUGGGAGUUUUGGACUAGUGUGUCUCUGUAGAUACGUAAUAGAUGGGUUUCAAUUAGUAUUGAGACAGCUGAAGAUCAAAACAAAUGCAGAGCGGGAAAACAAUAAUUAUGAGUAGAUUUUUAGGUUUAAUUUGGAGCAAAAAAAUUAUCAUGUGAUUUAACAAGUCUUGUAUGUCGUGUGUUAUAAUGUUUCUGCAAGAUUUGAUUAAAGAGACCAUGAAGAGUUACGAACCUAUACAAAGAGUGCAAGCAAAAACUGUACAACUGUGUUUCCCUCUGUUUAUGUUUUUCAUCUCUCUUUGAACUUGCAAUGGGAACACUUGAUUUCAUGCUGA